UAAAAGCAGCUGCAAUUUAGACAUGGCGUCUCCUUCGCGAAGGUUGCAGACCAAGCCUGUAAUAACGUGCCUAAAGAGCGUGUUGCUUAUCUACACCUUUAUCUUUUGGAUCACAGGUGUCAUCCUUCUAACAGUUGGUGUCUGGGGAAAAGUCAGCCUUGAUAUAUAUUUCUCUCUCCUGAAUGAGAAUGCCACCAAUGUUCCAUAUGUUCUUAUCGGCACUGGAGCGGUCAUCAUCCUCCUGGGCACAUUUGGCUGUUUUGCCACAUGUCGAGCAAGUACUUGGAUGUUGAAAUUGUAUGCAAUGUUCCUGUCCAUCAUUUUCCUGGUCGAACUGAUAGCAGCCAUUGUUGGUUUAGUUUUCAGGCAUGAGAUUAAGAACAGUUUUGAACAGGGUUACUUGCAAGCUCUCAAGCAGUACAAUGCUACAGGAGAUCCCAGGAGCCAGGCUGUGGAUACAAUACAGAGAACUUUGCAGUGCUGCGGAGUUAAUUCAUACAGUGAAUGGGGUCAAACCCAGUACUAUAAAACACAUGGAAUUCCCCAAAGCUGUUGCAGAGUCCCAGGCAACUGCUCCGAGGCAGACAUGAAAGAUUUGGGGAAGGCUGGAGGAAAAGUAUUUAAACAGGGUUGUAUUUCUUUGGUUACUACUGUUAUGGAGUCACGGAUGGGUGUUGUAGCUGGCAUAUCCUUUGGAAUAGCUUGCUUCCAGCUUGUGGGAAUGUUCCUGGCUUGCUGUCUAUCCCGUUAUAUUACAAACAACCAAUAUGAAAUGGUGUAACUAAACCCUGGCGCUGCAAGCAUUAAGGUAGUGUUCCUGUGUCAGAUUUGAGGGUGCACUGAAUCAUCAUCUGGGUAUGAUGGCACAGCAAAAAGACUCCAAGAAUAUAAAGAGAAGCUUUACGAAGAGGCCUUCUUACCCUAUAUUUCAAAUUGUUUCUUUUAUUUCAAAAUGCUUUUAUUAUUCCGGCUCCUCCCCACCCCUCCAAAAAAAAAAAAAAAAA
Molecule: messenger RNA, 1004 nt
Organism: Xenopus tropicalis (tropical clawed frog)
Lineage: Eukaryota; Metazoa; Chordata; Amphibia; Anura; Pipidae
Gene: tspan6
Product: tetraspanin 6
Exons: 8
Coding region: 23-781 (252 amino acids)
Cellular component (GO): membrane
Source: RefSeq, marked provisional